CCAUCAACAAAGCUUCAUCAACACACGCCGAAAAUGAAGCUCACCAUUGGGCUCAGUGUAGCCCUCGCCAGCUUUGCCGCUGCAGCUCAGCAGACCGCCGAGCAGGCCGCCCGUGUCUACAUCCUACGCGGUUCGCAUCCCGUGGAGCCAACUACGAGUCUCACCCCCAGCGAAGCCCGUCUUAUCCUGCAGCAACGACUCGCUCCCGAGGGCGACGGUCCAUCAUUUCGCGACAUCCCCGCCAGCGCCGAUAAGGAGCGAAUUGUCUCUUUGGUUAACAAAUACGGCAAGGCCUCCGCGCCAUUGUUUACAAAGGAGCAGAAUGCGACGCCCCAGCAGCUUGUUGUUGUGGUUGAGGGAAUGCCAAUCUUCGAGUACGAAUCGUUCUUUGGCUGGAUCUUCCACACCGAGCCCGACUUUACAGUUUCGAGAAGCCAGGAGAAGAUUGAGCAGAACAACUUUUAUGACCUCUCCAUCGCCAAGAAGCAUGGUUGCCCCCUGAGCAAGGUCGUCAGCAAGGAGGGAAGCUGCUGGAAUGAGCAGUCGACUGUCGCUACCUACGACAGGUCUCAGGAUGCCGACCACCCGGUUACCUUCCUGGGUGAGCUCCCCAAGCUCCAGAAGCUUGCUGAGUCCGGCGAGAUGGAGACCACCUUGGUUUUCCUUCCCCAGGGCUCAGAUGCGACGGAAUCCGAAGAACAACAGGAGCUGCGACGCCGACAGGCCGAGACUGUUAUGACCUCGGUGGAGGAUGCUGUCGAGUCGGCUGCCGAAACCUCGUCGGUUGCUGAGAACCCCAUCUUCUCCUCAAUUCCCUCCAUUGUGCCCUCCUGCUUCACGUCUGAGGACAGCUGCAUCCAGGGCACUGCCAACUGCUCUGGCCAUGGCUUCUGCCAGAACAGAUACGCCAAGCGAGAUGGUUCUUCUGAUGGCAAGGAUGCUUGCUUCAGCUGCCACUGCCUAGGCACAGUUAGCGAGAGCGGCAGCGUUACCCACUGGGCUGGCGGCGCAUGCUCCAAGAAGGACAUCAGUGUCCAGUUCUGGCUCUUUGCUGGCUUCACCAUCUCUAUGGUCGUUAUUCUGUACCUGGCUAUCGGCAUGCUGUUCAGCGUUGGUGAGGAGAAGCUUCCCGGUGUGAUUGGAGCUGGUGUGUCCAAGUCCAAGUAA
Fusarium falciforme is the source of this 1167-nucleotide messenger RNA. Its product is annotated as DUF3844 domain-containing protein. The transcript has 2 exons. Gene Ontology annotation, cellular component: endoplasmic reticulum. The coding region runs from base 34 to 1167 and encodes 377 amino acids. Lineage: Eukaryota; Fungi; Ascomycota; Sordariomycetes; Hypocreales; Nectriaceae. The record is from RefSeq and is a predicted model, not a curated record.